Labeo rohita (rohu) is the source of this 4238-nucleotide messenger RNA. RefSeq names its product putative helicase mov-10-B.1. Bases 204 to 3248 code for a protein of 1014 amino acids. NCBI's taxonomy places the organism in Eukaryota, Metazoa, Chordata, Actinopteri, Cypriniformes, Cyprinidae. The transcript has 22 exons. The record is from RefSeq and is a predicted model, not a curated record. Gene Ontology annotation, molecular function: ATP hydrolysis activity; 5'-3' RNA helicase activity; RNA binding.
AUUUUCUAACAGAUGUAAACGAAGUGUAUAUGAUGCAUUGUCUUUGUAGAAGAGCAAUCCUACCCCAGUAGAUCUUCAGUUUCGUUUCUGCCGUUCCUACCGCUUCCGCUGAAGCGGCUGCGCUUUGUUUCGUAUAUGCCAGUCAUAACUGACCCUGAUAUUUGUACAUCACCACAGAGCUCACGGUACUAGAGUUAAGAAAAAUGAGCAGGAGAAAUAGAAAAAAUCAGCUCUCUAAAAAUGAUCUGCGUACAGUUGGAUUUGACUUUAUAGAGUUUCUGGAGGAAAGCGAAAGAAGAUCCAUUACUGACAGAAUCGUUCUCAAAAACAUAUACAAUGAAGAGUUCCGAAACAGGGAUGGAGUCAGAGACCCAAACUUCUCUUCAGUCCUCUUUGUAUUGAGAAAUUGCAAGAAUGCACGCAUCACCAGAACAGGACAUGUUUACUUUAACUCCAAUGUCAGAGUGCUGCACGAUCAGUGGUUUACACCUCGUCGCAUACAACACAACCAACCUCUGAGUAAUGGUAGCUCACCUCCACCCGCUAGUGCCCAGUUUUCUGACUCACCGUCAGUGCCAGGGCCAGAAGAUGGAGUCAGAGGAAGGAGAAAACUGUCAAAAGCCCUCCUGAAAAGAAUAAACACUACAGAAAGGUCUGUGUUUAUCGCUGAUAAAGGUGGGGUGCGGGUGUCCUCAGAGCUACAGAUAGAAGAUGGCAUGAUUCAGCUGUUUGUGGAGAAAACAGAAAUUUGUGAACUAAAGCUGUUUGUGGAGAACACAGGUCAGAAGGCCGUGUAUUUCACAUACUUCACUGCUCUACACUGGCUGCAGUAUUUCACUCUGGAAGACAGCAAGAAAGUCACACGCAACAAUCCACUCUGUCUGGAGCCAAGUGAGCGAUAUGAGGUGACCUUAAGAUUCAAAGCAAAACAGACAGGAGUUUAUCCAGCCACUCUGGCAUUUGAGUUCAAGGAAAACACCCAACCCGGCACAAGUCCUUUCCACAUUGUUCGGUUCAUUCAGGCAGAAUACAGAUCCGAGCUUGCAGCUCUGCUGGGUCCUGAAGCACCAUACAAACCAAAGAGGCUUGAGAUAUUUGAACCUGCGAGAUGCAACAUAGAUGAGGGGGUUCCACCUGAGAGUUUAGCCCGAAAUCUUUUACUGUUUGUGCUGCCACUGGAUAACUAUACUCGUCCUUCUUACAUCUCCGACUUAGCCGAGGUCCUAAAAGGCAGCCGUUCUUUUCCGAAGCUCCAGGAGCAGAAGUCAAUACUGGAGAGUGAUCUGGGUUUUCAUAACUAUAUGGAUCGCUUUGAUUUGCUGCUGUACCUGGAGGAAGAUCAAAUGCGUGUAGACAUCAAGAGAUAUAACAAAGAUGAUGUGUCCAUGGUGAGGGACCAUGAGAACAAACGACUUUUGGUCUUAGAGCUCCCUGGUGUAUCAGAGAACAGACCAUCAGUCCUGAGAGGAGAUCACCUGCUUCUCACCAAGAGUGAGGAGGUCAAACUCUCAGCUGUGACCAAAUACAAGGGCUACGUUCACAGAGUGGAACUGGAUCAGGUCAAACUGGGCUUCUCUAAAAGGCUGCUUGAUGGUUUCAUAGAUAAUAUGAAAUUCCGUGUGGAGUUCACAGUCAAUCGUCUCCCGUUAAAACUGCAACACAGAGCAGUACACAUGGCGAUCGAGCAUGAUCUCGAAGAUGUGCUGUUCCCUGUGGCCUCAAGGAGCGUGACACCCGCACCUACACCUGCACUGAGGCUCUUUGAUCAAAAGCUGGACAGGAACCCUGAACAGAAAACUGCAGUGUGUAACAUUGUGGCUGGUACGUCCAAGCCGGCACCGUACUUGGUGUUUGGACCUCCUGGCACUGGUAAAACUGUCACGAUAGUGGAGGCAAUCAAACAGGUGGAAAAGAAUACACCUGGUGCCUAUAUCCUAGCUUGUGCUCCAUCUAACAGUGCAGCUGAUCAGCUAUGUGAAAUGUUGAUCACUAGUCAACAUGUUGAUUCACGGAAGAUAUACAGAGUCUACGCUAGCUCACGCAAUCCAAAAGAUAUCCCUAAAGUCCUAGAGAAAAACAGCAAUGUGGAGGGAGGCACAAUUAUUUUCCCAUGUAAAGAGGAUCUAAUGUACUACAAGAUCCUGGUCAGCACUCUGGUAACCGCUGGCAGGCUGGUCAGUGGGGGUUUUCCUGUGGGUCAUUUUUCUCACAUCUUUGUGGAUGAGGCAGGACAUGCUGUGGAGCCAGAGACCAUCAUCAGUGUGGCAGGUCUGCUGGAUGCAAAAACUGGACAGCUUGUUUUGGCUGGAGAUCCCAAGCAGCUGGGGCCAAUCCUGAGAUCUCCUUUUGCCAUUAAAUAUGGACUUGGUCUUUCCUUGCUGGAGAGGCUGAUGACACAGAAUGAACUUUACCAGAAAGGUACUUCAGGAUUUGACAACCGUUACGUAACCAAACUGCUGCAGAACUACAGGUCUCAUCCAUCCAUUCUGAAGAUUCCUAAUGAGAUGUUCUAUGAUGGGGAGUUGCUAGCAUGCGCAGAUAUGAUCAUCUCUAGCCAGUACUGCAUGUGGGACCACCUGCCGAAAAAAGGAUUUCCUGUGAUUUUCCAUGGAGUGGUUGGAAAGGAUGAGAGAGAGUCGAACAGCCCCUCCUUUUUCAACACUUCUGAAAUCGAUAUCAUGAUGGACUACCUGAAAAAGCUGCUCCUGACACAGGCCAAGAAGGGAAUUGCAAAAAUCUCCCCCAAAGAGAUUGGUAUUAUUGCCCCCUACAGGAAACAGGUGGAGAAAAUCAGGAAGGCCAUCAAGAUGCACAGUGAGCUCAAAUCCUGUUUGGGCAUUGAGGAGCUAAAGGUUGGCUCUGUGGAGGAGUUUCAAGGCCAGGAGAGGAAAGUGAUAAUUGUGUCAACUGUUCGCAGCGACAAGCAAUACACAGUUUUGGAUGAAACAUUCAACAUUGGGUUUCUGAAGAAUGAGAAGAGAUUCAAUGUGGCAGUGACGAGAGCAAAAUCCCUGCUCAUCAUGGUGGGAAACCCCAUCAUUCUACAGACAGACCCAACCUGGGGCAGCUUUAUUAAAUACUGCAUUGACCAGGGAGGUUAUACUGGAUAUGAUUUGUCCAACUUGGAGGACACAGAGGCAGUUGUUGAGCGUCUGCUUGCUCUAAACAUCUGUGAGGAGAUCAUAGAGGAAACAGAAGAGAGUGUGGUCCAGCAAUAUGUGAAUCCUGAGUGGAGACAUGAUCUUUAAAUCAAGUGUUAUUAUUAAAGCGACUCCUAGGCAGGCCCAUCUCAUUAGCAUAACCCUUUCCCUUUCCCUUGCUGGAGUUAGACUGGGAAAGUCUUAAUGAACUUAGAAGUUUAAUUUUAAACCUAAAACUGCACUAUGAUAUAUAAACACUGCAGUGAAGUAAAGGGGUAAGUUUUUUUUAUUUUUUUUUAAAUCAGUACUGCAUGACUAGAGAAAACAAAGAAAAAGGGCUGUGACAUUCACUUCUGCCAAAAAGUUGUAAAUACACAGGCUUAUUACUGUUCAAGGCCUCUGUCAAUCCAUGUGUCUACGGGCAGGGAUACAAAGAUGCAAAUAAAUAAACUGGGAAAUCUGGGUGCAGGUUACAUGGGGAAAGAAUACACAUUGUUCUUUUACAUAUACAACAUCGAAACAAUACAAAGAUGGUUGAAAAUCUGCAGACUUGUCCUUUAUUCUCAGGGUUUUAUGUGCAAUGUUGCCUGUGUUGACUAAAAAGGUUUUAUUAGACGUUUUAAUGAAAAUGCAUUAUUUGAUGUCAUAAACAUCAUAAACAUAUGGUUGUUAAAUCACAGAUUACUGCCCUGAAAUAAGUGCCUUGUUUUAUAAAAUUAUCAGUCAACACAGGAAUGUUAAUUUAGUAAUGCUUUAUUCAUGGUGGUAAUGGUUUUGUUUGUGUUCCCAAUUGCAAAGAGAGUCAGAGGUUUACAUCAAUGCAUUGUCAAUCAUAUUAUAUGAUUAUAUAAAAAAUGUGGACUUAAUUUCAAUGACUUUUGACUAUAGUAAAUACAAUAUUGUAAAAUUAAGGAUGUUAAAUCACAAGUCAAAGCAAAAUUUAGAGACAUCGACUUUUUCUAUCAACACACUAGGCAUUAAUGAAUUAUUUUGUUGAUUUCCCCUUGAAUAUUUAUAAUUUUGCCACUUACAGUAUUGUAUACAGUGCCGUUGUCAUGCAAAAAUAAAACAUGAAAAUAUGAUGACAGAAUUUUGUCC